Molecule: messenger RNA, 1249 nt
Organism: Mauremys mutica (yellowpond turtle)
Lineage: Eukaryota; Metazoa; Chordata; Testudines; Geoemydidae
Gene: SMIM28
Product: small integral membrane protein 28
Exons: 2
Coding region: 1-516 (171 amino acids)
Source: RefSeq, a predicted model, not a curated record
AUGAGGUGGCUCUUAGGCAGCAGCUGGAGGAAAUUUGGACAUGCUGACAGGGGGAACUACGACUGGUUAACUAGUGAACCAGGUGUGCCACUUCUGGAAACCCAGUUGCAGAGCAGACAUCAGAUCAGCUCAACCAAAGACGACGUAGAACCAUUUCUAUGCAUCAUCCUGCCUGCCACCAUGCUGCUCUUCCUGGCAUUCCUGCUGCUCUUCCUAUACCGCCGCUGCCAUCGACCCAGCCCCCAGGGGCAGAUCUUCAGUAUUGAUCUCCCAGAGCACCUACCUGAGCGUGAUGUGUCCGAUUUCCUUUCAGUGCUGCCCUGGAACAGUGAGCAGAAUUUCCACUACUCCACUCUGCUCCCUGAAGCCACCUUACUCACUGUAAGCUUGCCUCCAUCAUAUGAGGAGGCCACUAUGAAACCUCCUAUGGGAGAGGCUCACAUUGAGUUUUCUCAGGAUCCAGUGCCUCCUUAUGAAGAGAGUACACACUGGUCAAGCAACAGUAAAACUUCCUAAGGAAACACCUUUGGCUGAAGCUUACAACCCAUCAAGACAUAAACAUGAGACACUAGUCAUUAACGUUAGUGACAAAAUUUUCAAAUAAGGAAACAAAAUUAAUUGAGGAAGGAGCUUGGAUUGAUGUGGGAUUACUUUAAUACAUUUAAUGAUUCAGCAUUUCUAACCUCAAUUCACAGCAGCAAACACAGCUAAAUACCAGGUUGGUGUGGGAUGGGAGGAAUUGUGGGGAUAAAAUGAAUGAUGUACCUCAUACAUUAACUAAAUUGAUGGACACUCACUUAGGUUAGAGAGCUGAAUCUAGGAUGUGGGCGAUCAGCUAUGAAAGGAGGCAAACUGUGCUGGAUAUAUGCCAAUUACUGAAAGGGCUUUUAUCACAGAAAUCUCUUCCUUUGUUUUUUUUUAAAUUUAGUUUUUGAUAAUUUCAGUAACUUAAUUUGAAGUAUCUGUACUAACAAACUCACUGAUGCAGAUCUCAGGAAAAGUGAACAAGAAAUGAGGCCUAUAAAGUAUUGUCAGUGAAUACCACCACUAGGUUCAGUAUCAGGCCUAUAAACAGUAGAUCAAGAUUUUGCAGUCUGCCUUUCAGUCCAUCAAUGAGACUCAGUGUAACAAGCAGAAAGGAUCAGAGGUGAUUCAACCAUUUUGGGUUAAGUAGAAACAGACAUCAUGGCAACUGGUGGCACAGCAGGAUAUUCAGGCAGCUGAUAAGCAGAUGUGCUGUCCUAUAAGU